This is a messenger RNA of Metarhizium brunneum ARSEF 3297, 2754 nucleotides long. NCBI's taxonomy places the organism in Eukaryota, Fungi, Ascomycota, Sordariomycetes, Hypocreales, Clavicipitaceae. The record is from RefSeq and is a predicted model, not a curated record.
AUGUAUCCUCCCCUGGUUUGCUUCUUCUUCGCCAUCUACUUUGUGUCCGUCACCACAACCAAGCUCCUGCGCCUCUCUCUCAACGCACACGUCUUCCCGACCGGCGUCUUCGUCUUUUGCCUGCCGGCAUUCAUCGUCCCCGACCUUGUAUUAAUUACUUUGAUUUGGAUUCUGCUGCGUCGGAGGAAUGGCCUGUUUGCCUUGCUUGGUUUUGGCCUGGCCUGCUUGAUCUGCUUCGUUACCCUUGGCGCCGCCUCGUCUCAGCUGGGCUUUUUUUACCAAACCGGCGGCGAGAUUGACUGGGGAGAUGCGACGACGUUUGCCUUUAGCGAGGAAGGCCGAAAGGUCCUGCUGAGCGAGGGGAAGACGCCGCUCGCAUUCACCUGCAUCAUCCUUGUAGUGUCCUGGCUUGUCAAGUUCCGACUGUACAAAUUUGUGAGCUCGGCCCUGGCUGCGGUCGAGAUUUACGCACAAUCAGGUUUGUUCUGCCUACUGCCUGUUCUGGUCCCACCAAACGGCACCAAGCAAACGGAAUGUCUAACACGUGUGUCGCCAGUUAUUCGAUGGACUGCAUCCAAGGUUGGACUCUCCAAGUUGACAAAGGCAGAGAACGAGUCAUCUCUCCUGCCCACCCAAGAAUACGAAUUCGACUCGGAUUCUGAUUCCAGCUGCGAUGGCCCGCCCAACAACACCACACGCCGACGGCUGGGCAAGACGGACUCCGCGUCCACGCGUGCCAUGCACUGCCCAGGCUUCAUUCCGUGGAGCUAUGGGAUCAUGGUUCUGCUGGGAUUCCUGGCCAUUUUGAUCCUCUUUGAUCCCGAGCGACCGUACAGCCGCAUGUUUACCACGUUGCCUCUACCGCUCUUGGCCGUCUUCGCCCCCAAGUCGAUUGAGUGUACAUCAAGCUCGUGGCCACUGCCCAAUCUUAUUGAUCGUUCAAACUGGGAGGCUCCCCGGGGCAACUUUAGGGGGUGGGCGCCAGGCGCGGCGAAUGACAUUAUACAAAAGUACCGAGACAGGAAACCCGAAUGGCUGCCAUCCGAGCUGCCCCAGGGUUUUACUCGCUGGACCCUCGAGGCCAGGACCGGUGACGUCAAUGAGCUUCUCAAGAACGCGACUGGCCACCAUGACAGCUCCUGUCCCGAUCCGCUCGUCUUGGACCCGUACUACAACCCCGCCAACGAUCCCAUGAAGAUUAGCAACCUGGAGAAUCCUGUUUUGAAGCCGUUGGAGAAGAUAUUGCAGGACGGCUCAGUCAAGAUUAAGCACAUUGCCAUUAUCUUGAUGGAGAGCAUGCGAGAGGAACUCUUUCCCCUGCAGCAGGGCUCCAGCUUCCACGACCUCAUCAUCAAGUCGCACGACGAGCUUGACCACGACGACAUCAACGAACUGCUGUCACACAUCUCCCCCAACACCGAACGCAUCACGGGCAGGUCUGGUAACUGGAAGAGCAAAAACGGCACUGCGUUUGGUCGCAAAUAUUCGGAAUGGAACGACAAGACCGAGGACGGCUUUGGCGGCGUCCACGUCGUUGGCGGCCUCACCACCAGCAGUGUAUCAACCAAGAGUUUGGCUGCCGUCCACUGCGGCGCUUGGCCCAUGCCUGUUGACAUGUUUGAGGAGGCUGAGACGGAAAGCUACCAACCGUGUCUCCCCGAAAUACUCGAGCUCUUCAACAGGCUGAAGAAGAACACAACUUCGGACAACUACCACGAACAGCAGUGGUACCCGGCCUUCUUCCAGGCCGUCACCGACGGUUACGAUCGGCAGGACAAGUUCGACUCCAAGAUUGGCUUCAAGCACAUUGUCAACAAGAACCGCAUCAAGCAAGACAGCGAGAACAACCCCGAGCUGGAAGAGAUUAAUUAUUUUGGGUUCCCGGAAACGGCGCUCAAAACGUACUUGACCGACUACAUCACCAACGCGACGGCGAAUAACCAGCGCAUGUUCUUGUCGCACUUUACCAGCACCACGCACCAUCCCUGGGCAGUGCCCAAGUGGUUCAACUCGAGCGAGUACAUGGGUUCCGCGCAGGGUCUGAUGCAGACGCACAAGGACCUCAACAGCUACCUAAACACGAUCCGUUUCAACGACGCGUGGAUUGGCCAGCUCAUGCAGAUCUUUGACGAUCAGGGCAUCUCCGACGAGACCCUGGUCAUUUUCGUGGGAGAUCACGGCCAAGCAUUCAAGGAGGAUUUCAGCAAGACGGGCACAUACGAGAACGGCCACAUUAGCAACUUUCGCGUACCAAUCACCUUUAGACACCCUAAACUACCCCGAGUCGAGCAUAGAGUCAACGCCACGUCCCUCAGCAUUUUGCCCACCAUCCUCGACCUCCUUGUGAAUACCGGCUCUCUCAACGAAAAGGACACGGCGGCCGCCGCAGACUUGGUGCAAGACUACGAAGGCCAAUCCUUGAUUCGCCCCUUUGAGACGACGCGCAAGGGGCGGCGGGCCUGGAAUUACAGUCUCGUCAACCCCGGCGGGAGGAUGCUCACAAUCACAUCCUCGGAUGCACCUUGGAGGCUGGUCCUUCCCCUGGAUAAGAAGACGGAAUACGUAUUCUCGGACCUCGGCCAGGACCCGAUGGAGCUGAAUCGUGUUUUGGAGUGGUCCAUCAACAGCCUAGCAUCCACAGUCAGAGGCAAGUAUGGCGAUGGCGCUGCUGAUUGGCUGAUUGAAGCAGAUAAAGUUGGUCUUUGGUGGGCGGCGGAGCGAAAACGACUUUGGAAUUACGACCCUUCAUCAUAG